Messenger RNA from Parnassius mnemosyne (clouded apollo), 915 nucleotides. Lineage: Eukaryota; Metazoa; Arthropoda; Insecta; Lepidoptera; Papilionidae. The record is from the annotation of a GenBank genome assembly.
AUGUGUGGACGUACUGCAUUAUCACUGGACAAAGAACUAAUUCGAUGUGCUUGUAGUUAUAAAAAUCGUGGUGAUUCUUACGUUAAACCAGAAUGGCUACACGAACAUAACGAUGGCAAAGAAUAUGUACCCUCUUACAAUAUUGCACCCACAGAUGUCUCACCUGUUUUGAUUUCAUCUAGUAAAUAUAGAACCACACAAAGCGAUUGCAUUCGCAUUAUAAAACCAAUGAUGUGGGGAAUAAUUCCUCCCUGGCAUAAGGGUGAUUAUCACAAACAUAAUCUAAGUACAAAUAAUUGUAGAUUAGAAAAUAUAAGGCAAUCUAAACUAUAUAACCCAAUUUUGUUGGAUGGUGGUAGAUGUAUAAUUGUAAUAGAGGGUUACUAUGAAUGGCAAACAACUAUUAAAACUAAGGUGAAACAACCCUACUACAUUUAUGCCUCACAAGAUGAACAUAUCAAGAUUGAUGAGCCUGACACAUUUCAAAAUAGUUAUAAUAAUAAAGAUGGAUGGAAUGGUUUAAAGCUUUUGUACAUAGCUGGACUGUAUAAUGUAUGGCAAAAUAAUGAUAUUAUUCUUUAUUCAUAUUCUGUUAUUACUAUGGACUCAAAUAAUACACUGGAUUGGCUACACCAUCGAAUGCCUGCCAUUUUGGACACAGAAAUGCAAAUUGAGGCAUGGCUUGACAUAGAUAAUGUUAAUGCAGAUAUGGCACUUUCAUAUCUCAGGCCUUCCAAAUUACUGUCAUGGCAUCAAGUUUCAACAGCAGUUAACAAUUCACGCUACAAAUCCAAUGACUGUAUUAAGAGAAUAUCAAAAGAAAAAUGUUCACAAAAAUCUAUAACUGCAUGGUUUAAGAAAACUGAAAAAAGAAAAAUUAACGAUCAAGACACUAAGAGUAAAAGAUUCAAAUAA